UAUGUGAAGCCAAAAGGAACUUGAUUUCAAGGCCAGACGACUAUAAAUAUAGCUUCCUCAUGCUACCAAGUCCAAAACAAUACUAACCGCAUAAAUAAUUUGCCUUUCAGCUAUAUACGCUCAGCAGGCAGAUGGCAGAAACACUCGACGAUACCAAAUCAAAGAGGAUUGCAAUUGUAACAGGAGGCAACAAAGGGAUAGGCUUUGAGAUAUGUAGACAGUUAGCUUCUAAAGGGAUUAUGGUGAUCUUAACAGCUAGAGAUGCAAAGAAGGGUAAUGAAGCUCUUGUAAAGCUAAAAGCUGAAGGACUUGUUGAUGUGGUAUUUCAUCCACUGGAUGUGGCAGAUCCAGCUACUGUUGCUACCUUAGCAGAGUAUAUGAAAACCCAGUUUGGAAAGCUUGAUAUAUUGGUAAACAAUGCAGGGAUAACUGGAGCUAUAAUCAAUCCAGAAGACAGGAAGAACUUGAAUCUAGGUGAUCUUGAUGUUAUUACAGGACCAAAAGCUAAGUCAAUAAAAAAAUUUGUGAAACAAACUUAUGAAACGGCAGAGAAUUGCCUAAAGACAAAUUACUAUGGAAUCAAGCAAGUUUCCCAAGCAUUAAUUCCAGUUCUUGAACAGUCCAAAUCUGCAAGAAUUAUCAAUGUCUCUUCCACCCUGGGGCAGUUAAAGCUAAUUCCAAAUGAAACAGCCAGAAAAGAGCUUGGUGAUGUUGAUGGCCUCACAGAAGAGAAGAUUGACAAGGUUGUAGAAGAGUUCCUAGAGGAUGUUGAGCAGGACCUGGUGGAAACUAAAGGUUGGCCCACAAUUUUUUCUGCUUACAAGGUGUCCAAGGCAGCUGUUAACGCUUACACAAGGGUUUUGGCAAGCAAGUAUCCAAGAAUUGCCAUAAAUGCAGUUUGUCCUGGCUUCACUAAAACAGAUUUGAAUGGAAAUACUGGGGGCCAGCCUGUUGAAAAAGGUGCAGAAGGUCCUGUCAAGGUGGCUUUGGCACCAGAUGGUGGUCCUUCUGGCUUUUUCUUUGAUCAGACAGAAAUAUCAACUUUUUGAUGAGUAACACCAUGUAGUGGCAAUUUCAUAUGCAUUUUAUUGCAAUAAAUAAAGUUCCUAUUUAAUACAUUAAA
Hevea brasiliensis (rubber tree) is the source of this 1123-nucleotide messenger RNA. Its product is annotated as salutaridine reductase. The transcript is spliced from 5 exons. Gene Ontology annotation, cellular component: membrane. Lineage: Eukaryota; Viridiplantae; Streptophyta; Magnoliopsida; Malpighiales; Euphorbiaceae. Bases 132 to 1049 code for a protein of 305 amino acids. The record is from RefSeq and is a predicted model, not a curated record.